This is a messenger RNA of Annulohypoxylon maeteangense, 2386 nucleotides long. RefSeq lists its product as uncharacterized. The record is from RefSeq and is a predicted model, not a curated record. Gene Ontology annotation, biological process: regulation of DNA-templated transcription. Bases 173 to 2032 code for a protein of 619 amino acids. NCBI's taxonomy places the organism in Eukaryota, Fungi, Ascomycota, Sordariomycetes, Xylariales, Hypoxylaceae. Gene Ontology annotation, molecular function: DNA-binding transcription factor activity, RNA polymerase II-specific; zinc ion binding. The transcript has 2 exons.
AAAUUGGCAAUAGUGCCGCCGAGUCUGGUGUUAAAUAAAACCUCACGGUCCCCUUUCCUGUAACGAACCGGCAUCGGAACGGCAGUGAGCGCUUUUCAUCAUCUUGAGCGUUAGCUAUAUCCAGCCAACUAUCCCGACCUUCUCACGGAAAGCGAUCCGUUGAGCAGGCGGAAUGGCAUCUGCUUCGCCCAUUGAGACGUUCCCGUCUGCCUCUAACGGCUCCAACAGCGGGAGUGCCUCUCCCCGACAACCUAUAACUCCGAAACAUGUUCAAUUCGAACUCCUCUUCCCCGAGUCCCCUCAAUAUCGCGCACGACUCCCAUUGCGUGUACAAAUCUACCCACACGAUGACACCGAAUCAAUAAUUUCGACCGUGAAGAAUUUCUAUGGCCUCUAUCACGGGGGUAAGGGUGUUAGUUUUGAAGAUGAUCGGGGUAAUACGCUUAUCGCGAGAUACGAGAACUUUAGCAACAAUAUGAUUGUCUAUGUGAGAGUCAUUGAGGAGUCUCCUCCACCCGCGGGAGCUUUUGGUUCAAAUGGUUUCCAACCGGCGCCAAUUGAGUAUGGUGGCCAACAAUUAGGGCAUCAUAUCUCAAGACCUACGUCGAGAACUUCUCGAAAGCGCAGUCCAUCUCCCAACGCAGCUCGCGGUAGACGUAGCGCGUCUGCUAGCACGAACCCUACGGCUGGGAAGAAGGGUCGCUCUCGCUCUACCAAGAAUCGCGGAGCGAACUACGAUAAUCGUAGUGAUAGUAUUAACGGCUACGAUAGUGGGGACGGCGCUCCUGCCUCUGUAUCUAGCAAGGCGAAGGAACAGAUUGGCAACACUGAUAUAAGCGUUGAAAAUAUCGUAGAAGGUGGUCGCCGAAAGCGCGCCAAGUUUGAAAGCUCCGAGCUGCCACUUUUUGCGCCACCUCAGAUACCUACUACCACAUCCAAUCCUUCGGUCUCCCCCGUCCGUCGUGUCGAGCAUCAACGACCUGCCUUUCCAUUUCCCCAUCCCGGACAGAACGCUUUCACAAAUGCUCGAGCUCUUCAAUCACCCCAGAGUUACAGCAAUGGAUAUGGUCAAGCAGGCAUGUUCGCGACACCUAUGAGUGACACUCGUCGUCAUCGCGGCAGCAUCGGCUACCCGGGCAAUGGUAGUGGCAUCUUACCGACACCCGACCCAACUAUUGGAAGCUGUGUGUCUGAGGAGGAUAAAGAUGUAGCAAUCCAGCUUAUGAGACUGGGUGAAAUGUCCAACAUUUCCCACGGUAGAACUUCUGCCUCAACAUUGGAUGAUACCUUUAGCGGCAAAGCCGAUGUCGCAUCGUCAACCGGUGCAACAAGCGACGCUGACAGCGAAAGCGAAAGCGAGCUACCGCCUUCGCGUCGCCAGAAGCUUGACCUCUCUGGUACCAAUCGCAAGAUUUAUCACACAGCCCACAACCACUUCAUUCCGUCGCGCGAAAGCGUCGAUGCUAGCGGCGAUGACGCUGACUACGAGGACGGCGCUGAAGAUGGCCCUCUUGGUGUCCCUAAACUAAGCGAGCCUAAGCCUAAGACCCAGCAACCCGGGAAACCCCAAGCACCGGGCCCUAAGGCGGUGAAAGCUAAGGCACCUAAAGUUCCAAAGGUUACUAAGGCCAAGAAGGUGGCUGCCGUCGCCGGUGUCAUCGGCCCUAUGUCGCCUGCAUCUCUACCAAACCAGUCGCGCAAGCCCUCAGUCGCAUCGACCACGGCAGCACCGGGACAAGCUGGCGAGGACGAUCAACCAGACCUAUCUACUAAGCCGCGCUGCCAGCGAUGUCGCAAGAGCAAGAAAGGUUGCGACCGUCAGCGACCGUGCGGCCGAUGCCGUGAUGCCGGUCUCAGCGCUGACCAGUGCAUUAGCGAAGAUGAGGGUAACGGCCGAAAGGGUCGCUAUGGCCGUCACAUGGGCGUUCCCAUCAAGACGGCUGAGGUUGCUGGCCCACCCACCCUAUUGCCUGCCGCCCCCAUUACGGCUCCUGCAGUAGCAGGUGACAAAAAUAAGAAGCGCAAGCGAUAGGUCACCUGAUCUAUAAGCAAUGCGCCCAUUAAUGUCACGAAACUUGACAAUACAUACCUACACAUAUCGUGCAAGUCGGACAAGCGCUGUCUUUUUUCGUUUUCUAUUUUUUUUCCUAUCGCAUCCACAUCGAUGGUUGCGAGUCAAAUCUGUUAGCAUCAGCUUUGCGAAAUCCCAUCGCCUGCUAGACAUAUCUAUGUCGCUAGCACUACACUACAAUAUACACUACAUAAUAAACUCACAUGUGGUGCACACGUUUCGUCACUGGUGCGAGACAUGGGCGAUAACUAUGGAGGGAGGAGUCGGGGUGUGUUGGGAGGUUAUCUUGUUCCCCUUCGUCGGAGUUUUUAUUCC